This is a messenger RNA of Nipponia nippon (crested ibis), 1437 nucleotides long. Lineage: Eukaryota; Metazoa; Chordata; Aves; Pelecaniformes; Threskiornithidae. The record is from RefSeq and is a predicted model, not a curated record.
AUGGCCCUGCGGGACAGCCGGCGGGCGGGAGAUGGAGACAGCCGGCGGGGAAAUGACCUGGCCGACGAGAUGGAGGACGUGGACUUCGAGGACGAGGGGGCGGACGAGCCCGACGCCGAGGCCUGGGAGACGGAGGACGAGGAGGGGGUGGAGGACGGCAUGGAGGCGCAGGACGACAGCGAGGUCACGUUCUCCCUCCACUCGGCUUCUGUUUUCUGCGUGAGCCUCGAUCCCAAGACCAACACGCUGGCAGUGACGGGCGGGGAGGACGACAAGGCCUUUGUGUGGCGUGUGAGCGACGGGGAGCUCCUGUUCGAAUGCUCAGGACACAAGGACUCGGUCACCUGUGCCGGCUUCAGUCACGACUCCGUCUUUGUGGCCACGGGUGACAUGUCUGGGCUUAUCAAAGUGUGGCGGGUGGACGCCAAGGAAGAAGUGUGGUCCUUCGAGGUGGGGGACUUGGAGUGGAUGGAGUGGCACCCUCAAGCCCACGUCCUUCUGGCGGGCACGGCUGAUGGCAACUCCUGGAUGUGGAAGAUCCCCAGCGGAGACUGCAAAACCUUCCAGGGCCCCACGUGCCCAGCCACGUGUGGCAGGAUCCUGCCUGACGGGAAGCGAGCGGUGGUGGGGUAUGAGGACGGGACCAUGCGCAUCUGGGACCUGAAGCAGGGAACCUCGUUGCAUGUCCUGAAAGGCCAGGACGGCCACCAGGACCCCUUGACGUGUGUGGCCAGCAACCAGGACGGCAGUUUGAUCAUGACGGGCUCUGUGGACUGUCACGCCAAGCUGGUCAACUCAGCCACGGGCAAGGUGGUGUGCGUGUUCAAGAUGGAGAGCAUGGCCCCCAAGACCCCUGCUGGCGAGGGCGAGGAGGCAGAGUCCAACUCGGUGGAGUCGCUGGGCUUCUGUAAUGUAAUGCCACUGGCUGCUGUGGGCUACCUGGAUGGCACGCUGGCUAUCUACGACCUAUCCACACAGAGCUUGAGGCAUAAGUGCCAACACGAGUCGGGGAUCGUGCAGUUGCUGUGGGAGGAGAGCUCGGCCGUGGUGUACACCUGCAGCCUGGACGGGGCCGUGCGGCUCUGGGAUGCCCGCUCGGGGAAGAUGAUCAGCGAGUACCGAGGGCACUCGGCUGAAAUCCUCGACUUCGCUGUCAACAAGGACGCCUCCAUUGUGGUGACGACCUCUGGUGACCACCAAGCCAAAGUGUUCUGCGUCCAGCGCCCCGAUCGCUAGGAACCAUGCUGAGGGACGGUGUCCUGGCUCUGCCAGGUGGCUCGUGUACAGAGGGAGGAGGGAAGAUGGGUUUCACCACCCCUCUCCAGUGCGUGCUUUGUAAUUUUCCAGCCUGCCCCGCUUUGCCCUCACCAUCUGGGGGCCAAGCCUGGGGUUUUGUAUGAAAAUGUCUUUUAAUUAUAUAAAUUAUUUCACUUAACU